This is a messenger RNA of Colletotrichum lupini, 912 nucleotides long. RefSeq lists its product as uncharacterized. NCBI's taxonomy places the organism in Eukaryota, Fungi, Ascomycota, Sordariomycetes, Glomerellales, Glomerellaceae. The coding region runs from base 1 to 912 and encodes 303 amino acids. The record is from RefSeq and is a predicted model, not a curated record. The transcript has 4 exons.
AUGACCGAAACUUUCGAUAUACAGGGCAUAUCGCAGCAUCGCAAGUUAGGGAUAGGUGCCCGCCGCCCGGAGACUGCCAAGUCAUGCUCGGGCAGAUAUCGGCAGCGCGAACGACAUGCUACAGUAUGGCGGAGUGCAGGAGUUCACAUGUUUGCAGUCGUGGCAGGCUACGGUUCCAUGCGAUGCAUUGACAGCAGCAAAUGUCCACAACACCGUAAAGCCAGUAAGCAGAUGGAUAUGGCUCACGAUCUCGUUAGACGGGGGCUGGAAAGAGACCCUACAAGCUGCGAGUGUUGGUUCCAACUCCUUCCAGGCUACGUCGUGGGCGGCGAGUGCCGGGCCCCGAGGCAGUGGGCAGGCCGCAGCAAAUACGGGUUGCAGCGUCUUUUGGCCAGCUUCUCCAGGGCUGCUGAGGACGAAUACGAGCAGGAAUUGAGGGUUUUCCAAUCGAGCGGCGUUGUGCUCGAUACGGCACCCGAUGGCCUUGGCUACUCCAUCACAGAAGUAUUGGCGUCCCGCUCCGCAGGUAACGGUACUUUAGAGGAGAAGGACGAUCCCUGCUUCAAGGGCAAAUGGCCCCUGUUGCCUCGCAAACAGGCACGUUCAAGUUUUCCAACAAGUACGAUCCCUACAGGCCACGCAUACUGUGGGAUGAGAGUCAAGGACCGGCCGGCAGGGCAGAACGUUGCGCAACCGUCGAACCGAACGGCAAGCCGCAACGUCCAGUCUCCUCAGUCUCUCGCCUGGGAUCGAAGCUCUCGCGGGUGGCCAAAAGACACCGCAGCCGCACCCGUAGCAACGCCGCUGACAGAGAAGUUCCCCUCAAGUUCUCAACGGCUAAGGCCACUUUGGUCUUGGCUCAUCAUCUUUGUUCGCUUUGUCUACCAGGACCUCGAAGACGUGAAAGAAUAA